Molecule: messenger RNA, 2667 nt
Organism: Archocentrus centrarchus (flier cichlid)
Lineage: Eukaryota; Metazoa; Chordata; Actinopteri; Cichliformes; Cichlidae
Gene: wnt7ba
Product: wingless-type MMTV integration site family, member 7Ba
Exons: 4
Coding region: 1-1062 (353 amino acids)
Biological process (GO): canonical Wnt signaling pathway; neuron differentiation; multicellular organism development
Cellular component (GO): extracellular region
Molecular function (GO): cytokine activity; frizzled binding
Source: RefSeq, a predicted model, not a curated record
AUGCUUAUCAUCCCAUCUCGCAGUGCGCUGCUGUCCGUCUACUACCCACAGAUCUUCCUCAUCCUCACCAGCGGUAGCUACCUGGCGUUGUCUUCUGUGGUAGCUCUGGGUGCCAACAUCAUCUGCAACAAGAUACCUGGACUGGCCCCACGUCAGAGAGCCCUCUGUCAGAGUCGCCCCGAUGCCAUCAUCGUCAUCGGUGAAGGCGCCCAGCUGGGCAUCAAUGAGUGUCAGUACCAGUUUCGCUACGGUCGGUGGAACUGCUCAGCCCUGGGAGAGAGGACCGUCUUUGGACAAGAGCUGAGAGUAGGCAGCAGGGAGGCAGCGUUCACUUACGCCAUCACGGCAGCUGGAGUUGCCCACGCUGUAACCGCAGCUUGUAGCCAAGGCAACCUGAGCCAGUGCGGUUGCGACCGGGAGAAGCAGGGCUACCACGACCAGGAGGAGGGCUGGAAAUGGGGAGGCUGCUCGGCUGAUGUCAAGUACGGCGUGGAGUUUUCACGGCGUUUUGUAGACGCCCGCGAGAUCAAGAAAAACGCACGAAGGCUUAUGAACCUGCACAACAAUGAGGCAGGGCGAAAGAUCCUGGAGGAGAAGAUGAAGCUAGAGUGCAAGUGUCACGGUGUAUCCGGUUCCUGCACCACUAAGACCUGCUGGAUCACCCUGCCAAAGUUCAGAGAGAUCGGUAACCUGCUGAAGGAACGCUACAGUGAGGCAGUUCAAGUAGAGCCAGUCAGGGCCACACGGCUCCGACAACCCUCCUUCCUGCGUCUCAAACAGGCGCGGGGCUACCAAAAGCCCACGGACACAGACCUAGUGUACCUGGAGCGCUCUCCUAACUAUUGCGAAGAGGACACAGCCACGGGAAGCACUGGGACAAGAGGAAGACUGUGCAACGGCACUUCGAGCUACUCAGACGGCUGUAACGUGAUGUGCUGCGGUCGGGGUUACAACACUCACCACUACACGCGAGUCUGGCAGUGCAACUGCAAGUUUCAUUGGUGCUGUUUCGUCAAAUGCAACACCUGCAGUGAGAAAUCGGAGGUUUUUACUUGCAAGUAAAGAAACAAGGAAGUAGGGUACUGAGAGAGAGAGGGAAAAGGCACAAGGGACGAAGGCAAGGCAAUAUGACAAGCUGGAAUUUGAAGUGAAGGAUUUUGGAGGUAUUUAUUACAUUUUGCACAUUCUGACAUCCCAUUUGGAACGGAAAAUAAAGUGGAAUUUAUUUGGGAGCAACAGACAUAAACAUGUAAGACACAUAAUUGUUUGCAUACUAGUUUAAAAAGUGGCAUGAAACUGCAGAUGAAAGGAUUAAGACAACAUCAAAGAUGCAUCUUCUUCCACACGAGAAGAAAAAGAGCAUUGUUAGAGCUUGGAAAAAAAUAAACUUCUAGAACAAGCUAACAGGAAGUGCUACAAGACCAAAGUGUUUCAGACUGGCAUGAAGUAAGACGGCAACAGAAUGCGUUCAGCUCUACACUGUAUUCGGUUUGAACACUGAAAAUUAAUUAUUUAUGUAAAGAUAUUUUUCGUACAUAUAGGAUGGAUAGCAAAUUCAACUGCUCUAACAUUUUUUUUUUCUCUCUAUUUAAAGCAGGCCACAACUGUUUAGUCAUAUGGAAGCUCAUUUAUAGCAACUAAAAAUCAAAAUAAUCUUUUUCCAUUUUUUUUUUUCAAAAAGGGCAACUUACUAUUGCUUAAUUAUUUUUCUUUUGCACUCACAUGGUUAUGUUUUAUGUCAUGAGACAUCGGUUAUUUCGCGGAGCUGUUGGGUCGUGGACAUACCCCACCACCACCACCACCGAUCCUGUGCUACGCCAAGAACCAAAGAGGCAGAAAACACACGUGAAGUACUGUAAGCACCAUGCUUGUCAGUUUGAACGGCACCUCAUCUUGACUGGGUUCACGGUUUUGUUUUUGCAAGGCUCUUGACUUCUGAGAAAACCAUGUAAGCCUCAUUGGAACUCUAUAGAGGUGCAAUCAGGUUCAGAUACAUCCAGCAUUCCCAUGAACGGCAGAGACAUGGAAUUCCACAUCAUGGCCUGUGCUUACACAAGGCCUUCCAGCGCGGUUUAGGCCUGCCUGGGUGGAUGGCAUGUACCCCAACCACACGGAAGAGGGUAUGUGAGGAUCAAAGGCCUCAGAGCUAUUUUUGGACAGAACCCUUAAUGUAUUCAGAAAUGUUUAUUUAGGCUUUAUAUAACUUACAAAACAUUUUGAAGAGUAUAUUUUUAUAUGAGGAACGUGGCACUUUAUGUCAUUUAAGGUGGAAAGAAAGUCACUAUUUAAAAGUGUUUUCUGACAUCGUGUAUACAGAUUGAAAAGCUAUAAGUUAUUUGGAAUUUUUGUCUUUCAUCAAAGUUCCUAAACUGUAAAUAUUCUACAUGUUUUAUCAAAAGUAGACCAGAUUGUCUAUCUUGAUAUGAUCCUUCACAACUCAGAGUAGGUUCUAAUAGUUGAGUGUUCAAUCAAAGUUACACAAAGGCAAGAAAAUCAUGUGGAAACCACUAUUAAAGUGGGCCUAUUAUGCUUUCCCUCAUUUUCUACCACAUAUAUAAUACUACAAUAUUGGGCGCUCAUAUUCAACAUGGCCAAAUUUUCUAUUAAUGAAGCCACUGUAUGUAUAAGAAAUCUUGCUUCAGACUGCACUAAAUGCUCAGUUUGGCU